This is a messenger RNA of Acanthaster planci (crown-of-thorns starfish), 1729 nucleotides long. RefSeq lists its product as uncharacterized. Gene Ontology annotation, cellular component: Golgi apparatus. The record is from RefSeq and is a predicted model, not a curated record. Gene Ontology annotation, molecular function: glycosyltransferase activity. Lineage: Eukaryota; Metazoa; Echinodermata; Asteroidea; Valvatida; Acanthasteridae.
CUGAUUAUUAUUUAAAUUUACCGCCCUCUUCGAGUCGGGUGAACUGCAGGGUGCAUGAGGCCACCUGCGCUGAAGCCAUUAGGGCGUUGGCCGAAGUCAACACCUAGCUCGUGGUUAGACCAAGUCUCUCUCUUUUUUCGGUGUCGCCGUUUUCAUUUGCCAGACUAAAGUGUUCUCCCUCUUAGCUAAAGAUAAAGAAAAACUGUCGUUAACAUGCAUACAUCUCUUCGCUCAAAACGAUGGCUGAGAAAUACGACACUCAGACGGUGUGAGGCUCUGUCCAGUUACUACAGGUCGCGACAGGUCGAGGUAUUUCUUCCCGGAAUGCUGUGGCUUUGCGGCUCCUUUGAGAGGUUUUUGACGGCAAGAUCGUUUAGCCGUCUUGCUCUUGGAAUGCUCCUUUUAGUCACGUUUGCAAGUGUCUGUUUGUGGUUGAAAAGCGCACCAAUCGAUGUGAACGAAGGGGAACUGCCGGACACCCUAGAUCUUGUUACGAGAUCGGUGGCCGAGGCCCCGAAGAGUCUGCCUCAUGACAAUUCGAUGGCUGCCACUGCUCCGUUAUUUACUGACCCGUCAUUUACGGCCAAGGUGCGACUUUUGGCGAAGUCACUGCUCUUGCGGAAAAUUGUCCUAACCACAACUAACUCGGGAUUCCUGGACUUCACCGAAAACAUGCUGAUGAGCAUCCAGCAAGUUGGCAUCCAUCCAGAAGUGGUCGUGAUAGCCGAGGAUGCAAUGGCUUACGAGGUCCUGCUCAACCACAGCUACGGUCUUCACGUCAUGAAGCCACCGAAUGCCGUGGACACCCCCAAAGAGGCUCUGAACUACGGCACAGCCAACUACACCAAACUUGUCAAUCGCAGGCCGAGCUACGUGCUGGAGUUUAUCCAACAGGGUUUCGAGGUGUUUUUCUGCGACUCGGACACCUUUUGGUUCAACGACCCCUUUCCUUAUUUCAGCGGCGACCAGUACGAUGUCGCGUUCAUGAGGGAUUAUCGUCGAGUUUUCAACGCCGGGGUUGGUUUCUACCGGCCGACCAACCGGACUGAGUACUUCCUUCGACUAUGGGUCUGGGUCCUAGAGACCCAGCCCAAGGUGCGGUAUGACCAGGAUGUCCUGAACUACAUCACCUCGUCCAAGAUAAGUCCUGAUCUCAAGGUGAGGUCUCUGAGUUUUCAUAGUUUCCCGACUUGCAAGACAUUCUGCGAUUGGGACAACAGAGUGUGCAAAAAAGUCACCCGCAAAACGGCAGUUUUUCAUGCAGCAUUUAUUCCUGAUCAUGCGAACAAAAAGUAUGUUUUUGAAAACUGCAAGCUGUGGCUAGUAAACAAAUAGUCUAAUUUCAAAACAAAAUUUGGCACAGCAUCGCCCUCAGAUUUUAGUUUUCAGCAGUUUCGUGUACAGAAGUUGAAAUGGGUUCAACUUUUGCGAAUUUGUAAAGGCCGAUUCAUUUUGUUGCUUAUACGGAAGCAUAUAAGGGCAACUUGCAAACCUUUUGUCGAGUAACUAUCUCGCCGCGGCGACUUACUAUCUCGCUGCGGCGAAUUAAAUUGUUGAAUGUCUACCUUGCCGCGGCGAGUUAUACGAUCUUACCGCGGCGUCAAAUUGAUAUCCCGCCGCAGUGAAUAUUUCAAUAUAGUUUCAUAAGUCCUAUUCAUCACUUGUAUCGUUUUCAAAUGUAUCUUUAGGGUGAAAUGCAGUGAGAUUUGGUUUUAGAUUGCUAAUUGGA